Penicillium argentinense is the source of this 468-nucleotide messenger RNA. RefSeq lists its product as uncharacterized. The coding region runs from base 1 to 468 and encodes 155 amino acids. NCBI's taxonomy places the organism in Eukaryota, Fungi, Ascomycota, Eurotiomycetes, Eurotiales, Aspergillaceae. The transcript has a single exon. The record is from RefSeq and is a predicted model, not a curated record.
AUGCAGGAAAUAGUAUGGGACCGCCGUGUCGAGGCCCGCGCCGCCGAGCUCGUCCUCCAGAUCCUAGAACAGGAAUCAUACAUCCACUUCCGCGAGUUGGAUGACGAGGACCUCUGGUCCGCGAAACAUUCGGUGGAAAGAAGAGAAACUGAAGUUCAGUUCGAGAAUCUCGUGGAGACGCGUGACAACGUCUGGAACUCCCUCCUGAUCCUGUGCAGCUCUACCAACCUUGACAGGCUCAACCUGCCUUACUUUGACACCCAGGAGAAGCAGAAUGCUCUGAUCGAGGCCAUUACCGACGAAUCGAUCAACAGGUCGUUCCUGCUCCGGUUCAUUCGUUACAAGUGGCGCAAGUUCCUCGAUAUCGAGCGCCCUUGGCUUCCGACCCUCGACUCGCCUGAGCAAACCCAGGAGCACUCCCGAUCGUCUUCCCCGUCGCCGGAGUAUGAGUACACCAAUGGCAAUUGA